AUGGUGGGUUGCACGGACAUUCUCGUUGCCCAUGUGCGCACCCUUGCCCACCCGAACAGGCAGGUGCACCAAGCGGCUGCGCAGCCCUACCAACCUACCGACGUCGAGAAGAACCACGAAGAGGAACUCGAUCAACAGACCGCUCUCACCAAGCGUCACGCCGACGAGUACGCGGACGAGAAGCAAUCUCGUGUUCUUCUACUACAAGCCGCCGCAUUUCGUCACAAGCUCAGGGAUGUUGAGGCCAAACACGCCGCAGACCUCAGGGACGUGGAGAUCAAGCACACCACAGACCUCAAGGACAUGGAGACCAAGCACACCGCAGGCCUCAAAGCAGCUCUGGAGAAGCAGAGACGGGAGUUCGAGAUCAAACACGAGGAUCUUAAGCGCAAAAAUGAGGCUGACCUCGGAGAAGCACACAACAAGUCGAGCGAAGAGCUCGCGAAACAGAAGAGUGUUCAUCAGGCGAUCGUAAAAAGACUCGGGGUCACUCUUCAAAGCGCUCUCGGCGGAGUUGCUGAGCGCAAGGGUAAAUGGUUUCGACCAGCUAAGAAGAAUGUCAACUCCGAGAUGGACGGCCUGGUCUUCACCAUUGGAACUAUGACAGAACUGUUGGAUCGUAUAAUGGCACUUCUGAUCGAGGUGAGCCAGCAGCUUGAAUUGGGCGAGGACUAUCCCGGAGAAGAGUUCAUGCUAGCCCGAGUGCUCGGCUCCAUGAGGAGACGCAUACUUGCCUCAGAGAAACUAGAAAUGGGUCUACACCACCAGAUCGACCGACGAGUGCCCGACAUCCUUGAAACAGCGUUGCCCUCAUCUACAAGCAUCGAGCUCAAGCUCGACCUAUUGUUCGACCGUGUCAACGCUGCUGUUCGCGAUCAGAAAAGUGCGGCGCAUGAUCAGCAAAAUGCGGCAGUUGCUGCUCUUGAGGGGGUCUUAGACGCCUACCUCCAAGAUGCAUGCACUAGUUUGGACCACCCCAAACUCUACGACGGCAGUACACAACAACGAGUCAAGACAUUUCUGGAGACAUUUGUCGCUCAGUAUCGCAAAGACCAGGAUGUCUGUAGAGUGCUCUUAGAUGAGCUUCGCAUUUCCGCGAGCAACAAUUCUAUGAGCAUUUCUAGACAUUCUCAACGAUUCGACAUAUGCUUGCGUUCUUACAUCGACGCCGUUGACGCUAGGCUUGCGGCACAAGAUACUGCCCCGCUUCGGCUACGAAAGAUUCUAUACCAGUUCGUCCAAGACGCGUUUGUCGCUGCGGGAGUCUCCACAGACAACUGGCCUCACACUUACGAGGAUGACGAUGCAGUCAACGUCGUGACCGUGGAAGGGUUCAUCGCCGAGCGUCUGGGCGCUUUCCAGCGAGGGAUCGAGCAGCAGCGUCAAGAGGCCAGAGAGGAGGGUGACCAGUCCAUUCGGGAAGGAAGUGAAGCAAUGAAUGCGCUAGUCAAGCGUGUUGGUGGAGGCGAAGCAGGGUGCGUCCCUACUAAGAGAGAGUACGCUGCCUGGAUGACAACACGCCGGAUCGUCAUCGAGGAAGGAAUCAACAAUCUCGAAAAGACUGCCGACGACGCCGUCAGCGCGUGCAAGCGGACAACUUCGGCCGUCGAUGAUGUAUUCCAGGACCUAUUCGACGCGAACAAAGUCAAUAAGCCGGAAUGGAAGAUCAGCAAGGCAAUCCACAAGGUCACGAAUUUGGAGGAGAUCGAAGCAGCCGACAACGCGGUUGCAUUCUUCCGGUCGCUGCCCGCCAAGUUGGCGCUGGGUAUAGUCGGCCAGGAAAACGAUUCCCUACGUCUGAGAAAUGAAGUGCUACAGCUCAAGCUCGACCAAAACCGCAUCAUCUCAGGUCACACGGACUUCGUUCGACGCGUGUACGAGGAUAUGGGACUAGAUGUGAGUCAGUGGAGGCUCCCUACACAAGACGAUGAUGCGGUUGUCUUCCAAUCUUGGCUUCAGCAACGACAGGUCGAAAUUGCCAGCAGGUGGAAGGCAGAGAUCAAGGCUCGUGAAGAGGCUGUUGAGGACUUUCAGCACUACAACUACGGCGUGCUCAUCCAAUGGAUAGGACACAAGUUCUGGGACCGCAUACAAGGAUUGCAAUUGCUACUCGACAAAGACGCCAAACUGGAGCCACUCGAUAUUGACGAGACAUUUUCUUCGUGGGAAGUCAACAGGAAGAAUAUCAAGGUGAUGUCAGAGUGGCUUGAUGACGCUGGCGUCUGGCUUGAGAACAUCAUCCGAGAGAGAUCUUCCGAUGCGAUGAUCAUCCUUAAUCAGCUACGGAAAUGGCGGGCCGCAGCUAAAGACGCGGGCGAUCGGAUGAAGGAUAUGCGACGCACUAUCGCAAUGGCGAAGAGGGCUGUAUUCAGGCAGGAUAAGACUAUCGCUCAGCUUCGUACGGCUUCCACGUGA
Molecule: messenger RNA, 2415 nt
Organism: Alternaria novae-zelandiae
Lineage: Eukaryota; Fungi; Ascomycota; Dothideomycetes; Pleosporales; Pleosporaceae
Exons: 3
Coding region: 1-2415 (804 amino acids)
Source: RefSeq, a predicted model, not a curated record